GCGCGCUGCCUGCAGCCACCCGCGCCUGCUCCCUCCCUUGUCAGGCGCUGGUCCUGAAACAGCCCCGGGAAGUGAUCGCUCUGCGGAGCGAUCCGGACCCUAGCAGAUGUGCGCAGCCCCGCGUGGCCGCAGCAUGGGCGCGCGCGGUCCAGCCCUGUGCUUCUUCCUGCUGCUGCUCUGUCCUGCGCAGGUGUUUUUACAGUCCUGCGUUUGGUAUGGAGAGUGUGGAAUUGCAUCUGGAGAUAAGAGAUACAAUUGCAGAUAUUCCGGGCCACCAAAACCACUGCCAAAAGAUGGGUAUGACUUAGUGCAGGAACUCUGUCCUGGAUUCUUCUUCGACAAUGUCAGUCUCUGUUGUGAUGUUCAGCAGCUUCAGACUCUGAAAGACAACCUGCAGCUGCCUCUGCAGUUUCUGUCCAGAUGCCCAUCCUGUUUUUAUAACCUAAUGAACCUGUUUUGUGAGCUGACAUGUAGCCCUCAUCAGAGUCAGUUUCUGAAUGUUACAGAAACUGAAGACUACGUUGAUCCUAUGACAAACCAGACAAAAACGAAUGUCAAAGAAUUACAAUACUAUGUUGGACAGAGUUUUGCCAAUGCAAUGUACAAUGCCUGCCGGGAUGUGGAGGCCCCCUCAAGUAAUGACAAGGCCCUGGGACUCCUGUGCGGGAGGGAUGCUGAUGCCUGCAAUGCCACCAACUGGAUCGAGUACAUGUUCGAUAAGAACAAUGGACAGGCGCCAUUUACCAUCACUCCCAUUUUUUCAGAUCUUCCAGUCCAGGGGAUGGAGCCCAUGAACAAUGCCACCAAAGGCUGCAAUGAGUCUGUAGAUGAGGUCACUGGGCCAUGCAGCUGCCAGGACUGCUCCAUCGUUUGUGGCCCCAAGCCCCAGCCCCCAGCACCUCCUAUUCCCUGGAGGAUCUUUGGUUUGGAUGCCAUGUAUGUCAUCAUGUGGAUCACCUACAUGGCAUUUUUGUUUGUGUUUUUUGGAGCAUUUUUUGCAUUGUGGUGCUACAGAAAGCGUUAUUUUGUGUCCGAAUAUACUCCCAUUGACAGCAAUAUAGCCUUUUCUGUUAAUGCCAGUGACAAAGGAACGGCCUGGCUCUUAACCUCCAACCUCCUUUCCUCUCCCGCUCUUCCAGGGGAGGCGUCCUGCUGUGACAGGCUUGGUGCGGCCUUCGAGGGCUGUUUGAGGCGCUUCUUCACCCAGUGGGGAUCUUUCUGUGUCCGAAACCCUGGCUGUGUCAUUUUCUUCUCAGUGGUCUUCAUUGCCGCAUGUUCCUCAGGCCUGGCAUUUGUCCGGGUCACCACCAAUCCAGUUGACCUCUGGUCAUCUGCCAGCAGCCAGGCCCGCCAGGAUAAAGAGUACUUUGACACACACUUUGGGCCUUUCUUCCGGACGGAGCAACUCAUCAUCCGGGCCCCCAAUACCAGCAAACACAUUUACCAGCCUUACCCCGCAGGAGCCGACGUGCCCUUUGGACCCCCACUUGACAAAGAGAUUUUGCACCAGGUUCUUGACUUACAAACAGCCCUUGAAAGUAUUACCGCAAAUUAUAACAACGAGACUGUGACACUUCAAGACAUCUGCGUGGCCCCUCUCUCACCUUAUAACAAGAACUGCACCAUUUUGAGUGUGUUAAAUUACUUCCAGAACAGCCAUUCUGCGCUGGACCAUCAAGUAGGGGAUGACUUCUUUGUGUAUGCCGAUUAUCAUACGCAUUUUCUGUACUGCACAAGGGCUCCUGCCUCUCUGAAUGAUACAAGUCUGCUGCAUGAUCCUUGCCUCGGUACAUUCGGUGGACCCGUGUUCCCGUGGCUUGUGCUGGGAGGCUACGAUGAUCAAAACUACAAUAAUGCCACUGCUCUCGUGAUUACCUUCCCUGUCAAUAAUUACUACAAUGAUACAGAGAAGCUCCAGAGGGCCCAGGCCUGGGAAAAAGAGUUUAUUAAUUUUGUGAAAAACUACAAGAAUCCAAAUCUGACCAUUUCUUUCACUACUGAACGAAGUAUUGAAGAUGAACUAAAUCGUGAAAGUAAUGGGGAUAUCUUCACUGUUGUCAUUAGCUACGCCAUCAUGUUUCUGUAUAUUUCCCUAGCCUUGGGGCACAUCAAAAGCUGUCGCAGGCUUCUGGUGGAUUCUAAAAUCUCCCUAGGCAUCACAGGGAUCGUGAUCGUGUUGAGCUCGGUGGCCUGCUCAUUGGGUAUCUUCAGCUACAUGGGGACCCCAUUGACCCUCAUAGUGAUUGAAGUCAUCCCGUUCCUGGUGCUGGCUGUGGGGGUGGACAACAUCUUCAUCCUGGUGCAGACCUACCAGAGAGAUGAACGUCUUCAAGGGGAAACCCUGGAUCAACAACUGGGCAGGGUCCUAGGAGAAGUGGCUCCUAGUAUGUUCCUGUCAUCCUUUUGCGAGACUUCAGCGUUUUUCUUUGGAGCCCUGUCGAUGAUGCCCGCCGUCCACACUUUCUCUCUGUUUGCGGGAUUGGCCGUCUUCAUUGACUUCCUACUUCAGAUUACCUGUUUCGUGAGUCUCUUGGGAUUAGACAUUCAACGUCAAGAGAAAAAUCGGCUGGACAUCCUCUGCUGUGUGAAAGGUGCUGAAGAUGGAAGCAGCGUCCAGGCAUCAGAAAGCUGCCUGUUUCGCUUCUUCAAAAACUCCUACUCUCCACUUCUGCUGAAGGACUGGAUGCGACCCAUCGUGAUUGCUGUCUUUGUGGGUGUCCUGUCAUUUAGUAUCGCCGUCCUGAACAAAGUAGAAAUUGGAUUGGAUCAGUCUCUUUCAAUGCCAGAUGACUCUUACGUCAUAGAUUACUUCAAAUCCCUUGGUCAGUACCUGCACUCGGGUCCACCUGUGUACUUUGUCCUGGAGGAAGGGCACAACUAUGCAUCCCUUCAGGGGCAGAACAUGGUGUGCGGCGGCAUGGGCUGUGACAACGAUUCCUUGGUGCAGCAGAUAUUUAACGCAGCUCAGUUGGACAACUACACCCGGAUAGGCUUUGCUCCCUCGUCCUGGAUUGACGAUUAUUUUGAUUGGGUUAAGCCACAGUCUACUUGCUGUAGAGUCUACAAUAUCACUGACCAGUUCUGCAACGCUUCAGUGGUUGACCCUUCCUGCGUCCGCUGCAGGCCUCUGACUCCGGAGGGCAAACAGAGACCUCAGGGUGGAGACUUCAUGAAAUUCCUGCCCAUGUUUCUCUCUGAUAACCCUAACCCCAAGUGUGGCAAAGGGGGACAUGCAGCUUACAGCUCAGCGGUUAACAUCCUUGGCAAUAAUACUGGCAUUGGAGCCACAUACUUCAUGACCUACCACACCGUGCUGCAGACCUCCGCUGACUUUAUUGAUGCUAUGAAAAAAGCCCGACUUGUGGCCAGUAACAUCACUGAAACCAUGAGCACGAAGGGCAGUAAUUACCGGGUGUUCCCAUACAGUGUGUUCUACGUCUUCUACGAACAGUACCUGACCAUCAUUGAUGACACCAUCUUUAACCUUGGUGUGUCCCUGGGGUCCAUCUUUCUGGUGACCGUGAUUGUUCUGGGCUGUGAACUGUGGUCUGCAGUCAUCAUGUGUGUCACCAUCGCCAUGAUCCUGGUCAACAUGUUUGGCGUGAUGUGGCUGUGGGGCAUCAGUCUGAACGCAGUGUCCUUAGUCAACCUGGUGAUGAGCUGUGGCAUUUCCGUGGAGUUCUGCAGCCACGUAACAAGAGCAUUCACAGUGAGUGCAAAAGGAAGCCGCGUGGACCGUGCUGAAGAGGCGCUCGCUCUCAUGGGCAGUUCUGUAUUCAGCGGAAUCACACUUACAAAAUUCGGAGGAAUUGUGGUGUUGGCCUUUGCCAAAUCCCAGAUUUUCCAGAUAUUUUACUUCAGGAUGUAUUUAGCUAUGGUCUUACUGGGAGCCACUCAUGGACUAAUAUUUCUCCCUGUCUUACUUAGUUAUAUAGGCCCAUCAUUAAAUAAAGCCAAAAGUCGCACCACCCAAGAUCGGUACAAAGGCACAGAGCGAGAACGACUCCUAAAUUUCUAGCCUUCUUCAAGGGUUUGUGACUUUGAACUGUGUCAAGGGGUCGGUCUGUUUACCACUGGACAGUAACUGCAUCAUCAAGACUGAGCUGAACACCCGAUGUUCCAGGCCUGGGGCUGUUGGACAGAGCUUCAGAUGUCCUGCUUUUAAACUCAGGAAUGUGCAUGUGACUUGGUGACUUGUGAAGCAGUAUUAUGAAAUCUGAAGGGACCUUUGGGAUACUAAAGCCUCCCCCACCCCCCACCUAGUCCUUCAGGAAAGAAACCUCAUGUUUGACAAGAAUGACAUGUAGGGUAAUUGUGAAUGUGAUCUGCUCAUGAACACUGUUUAAAGGCCAAUCUACACACUGGCUCCUUUUUUGGGGGAGUAAGCCAUCAUACACAUUCUAUACCAUAUUUUUUAGUAACAUUUGAGGAUAUUGUAGAUAUACUUUAUUAUGAAAUUUUGUAGUUUAAGAGCUUUAUUAAUGCAAUAAAUUAACUUUGUACACAUUUUUAUAUAUAUAUAUAUAUAAAAAAGCCUAGAAUGUUGUAGGCCUCAUUAGAGCUUGGUCUCCAAAAACCUGUUUGAAAAAAGCAACAUGUUCUUCACAGUGUUCUCCUAUGAAGGAAAAUAGAGAUUUAAUCACUAUUAGGUGUGACAGGAAAGGAAAACAAGAAAAUGUAGCUCACAGAUUGUAUACUGGGUUUUAACUUAUUUUUCUUUAAUAAAAUACCUGUUUUCCUAAC
This is a messenger RNA of Ictidomys tridecemlineatus (thirteen-lined ground squirrel), 4743 nucleotides long. It is a transcript of the gene Npc1, whose product is annotated as NPC intracellular cholesterol transporter 1. Gene Ontology annotation, cellular component: plasma membrane. The record is from RefSeq and is a predicted model, not a curated record. Gene Ontology annotation, molecular function: cholesterol binding; lipid carrier activity. Lineage: Eukaryota; Metazoa; Chordata; Mammalia; Rodentia; Sciuridae. Gene Ontology annotation, biological process: intestinal cholesterol absorption; cholesterol homeostasis; sterol transport.